Molecule: messenger RNA, 1110 nt
Organism: Pyrus x bretschneideri (Chinese white pear)
Lineage: Eukaryota; Viridiplantae; Streptophyta; Magnoliopsida; Rosales; Rosaceae
Product: peroxidase 7-like
Exons: 3
Coding region: 39-1109 (356 amino acids)
Biological process (GO): response to oxidative stress; hydrogen peroxide catabolic process
Cellular component (GO): plant-type cell wall; plasmodesma
Molecular function (GO): peroxidase activity; heme binding
Source: RefSeq, a predicted model, not a curated record
CCUUGGGCAUAUAGUCUGUACACUUCUGCAAAAGAAAUAUGAAUUCCAUAGUUUCCUUGCUCUUAGUUCUUCUUCUUGUUGUUCAAUUAAAUGCUUCUUCAUCUUACCCAGAACACAAUCACGAUCGCCAUGAUGAAGAAACAGAUGAGUCCUGGGAGGGAGCCACAACUCUAACUCUAACACUUCCAACAAUAUCAGACGACUUGCCCUUUGGAGAGUUUCUUUCCAAUUCCUACUAUCACAAGAGUUGUCCAGACCUUGAAGGUAUUAUCAGUAGGAAGGUGAAGCAAUGGCUUAAGGAGGAUUACAGCCUAGCAGCUGCCGUCAUGAGGUUGCACUUCCAUGACUGUGCCAUCAGGGGAUGUGAUGCCUCCAUCUUAUUAAACCAUGAAGGAAGUGAGAGGGAAGGCAAGGCCAGCAAGACACUGAGAGGGUUUGAAGUGAUUGAUGAUAUCAAGGCAGAGGUUGAGAAGAAGUGCCCAAAAAUAGUUUCUUGUGCAGACAUUUUGACUGCGGCUGCAAGAGAUGCUACUGUUCAAGUUGGAGGUCCAUAUUGGGCAGUCCCCUAUGGGAGGAAAGAUGGAAGAGUUUCGAUUGCUAAGGAAACUGAGAUGGUUCCCAUGGGUCACGAAGACAUAACUAGUUUACUUGAGAAUUUUCAAUCACAGGGCUUGAAUGUGGUUGACUUGGUUGUUCUCUCAGGGGCACACACCAUAGGAAGGUCUUCAUGUGAAUCCGUACAACACAGGCUCUUUAACUUCAGUGGAACUGGCAAACCUGAUCCAUCCCUUGAUGCGCAGUACUUGAGCUAUUUGGAAAGAAAAUGUAGAUGGGCAUCAGACUAUGCUGAUCUUGAUGCUGUAACUCCACAUAAAUUUGACACUGCAUACUACAUGAAUCUGCAGAAGAAUAUGGGACUUUUAUCCACAGAUCAAAUGUUGUAUUCUGAUCCAAGGACUAAAUCUCUUGUCAGUGCUUUUGCUUCCCAGCCGUCAGUCUUCCACUACCAGUUUGGAAUAUCCAUGGCCAAACUAGGGAACGUUCAAGUCCUCACGGGUCAAAAUGAAGGCGAAAUUCGAACCAAUUGCAACUUUGUCAACUCUUAUUAAG